Messenger RNA from Postia placenta MAD-698-R-SB12, 1441 nucleotides. RefSeq lists its product as hypothetical. Bases 41 to 1024 code for a protein of 327 amino acids. Lineage: Eukaryota; Fungi; Basidiomycota; Agaricomycetes; Polyporales; Adustoporiaceae. The record is from RefSeq and is a predicted model, not a curated record. The transcript has 13 exons.
UCUCUCCGUCCUCCCUCCACUUCGCCAUUGUACAUUGAGCAUGAAGAGUGAGGCCAUCCAACUUGCACAGUACAUCGCCGGCCCUUGCUUGGCCGGCGUGUUCAUGAACGUGAUGUUGUAUGGGGUCAUGCUCACACAAACGUUCUUUUACUAUUCGACAUACAGACGGGACGCAAAAUGGAUCAAAUUCUAUGUCGGAAUUCUUUUCUUUGCUGACACACUGAACUCGAUGUUCAACAUGUGGUGGAUUUACAAUGUCCUUGUGAACAACUUCGGAAACAUUGAGGCCGUCACCGGCAUCAUAUCCGGACAAGUGCAACUUUUUUACGCAUGGAGACUGCGCAAGCUCAGCGCGCCCAAAUGGGUCGUCGUGUGCAUAUCCGCCCUCGCUGUCAUCAGCUGCUUGGGUGCAAUCGGCACUGCAAUCAACAUGGCCAUCAAGCCGCUCUUCGUCAACUUUGUGCAUUACAAGCAGAUUGCCCUCACGUGGCUCGUCUCGUCCGCUGUGUGUGACGUUGCAAUCGCUGGCGCAAUCACCCUGCAGUUGAAACGCAGCCGCACAGGUCACACGCACACGGACACCGUCAUCUCUCGUAUCAUCCAUAUCACCAUGUCGAACGGUCUUCUGACGGCCACUUUCGCUUUGAUGGAUAUCAUCUCUUACCUUUCGACGACGAGCGCUCUCCAUAUGGCGUUCAACUUCGUGCUGUGCAAACUCUACGGCAACUCGGUGCUUACGACGCUCAACUCGCGUUCCAUUCUCCAAUCCGCCAGCGACAAGGAGGGCAUGUUCCAGGCCACGUCUACGUCCCGCAGCGGCGAAAUCAGCGGCUUUGGGACGAAGCAUUCGAUGAACGUGUCCAAGAUUUCGCGUACGCCGGCAGGCGGUGUCGUGGUGAACGUCGAGACACACGAGAUGGUCGACGCGCCGCGUGUGACGCCGAACAAGGCCGUCGACGACUGGGACGACGGCUCGCUUGGCGAUGUUGGCGACGUCGGUGACACGAAGGCGGUCGCCGUCUGAAUCCUGCCGCACCGUUCGCCCGCCUGCGCCUGCCUACGCCCGCGCGCCCCUACUUUAAUUUAUCCUACCUAUUCUGUCCCAUGCCCUGUCGUUCUCUCGUGCCUGUGUCCGUCGCGCUGUCGCCUUACUGUAUGCCUGCGUGCUGUGAUCGGCGUCGCGUACUUCACGGACAUCUUCGCCACGCAGUGUCUGGGCUGCGUGGCCGUGUACAUGUACAUGUGUUGUGUAUACGCAUACGUGGGCCUGCCGCGGCUGAGCGGAGUGUGCGAGGCGGGUGGGCCGCAACCAACGUCUGCUGUGUGUAUUCUGGAUACCUGGUGACUCUACGAUCGGUGUAUAAUACGCAUAUUUUAGUGUUCAUGCUUUGUCUCAUCCUGGGCGGCUGCUUCUUAUGUGGGCAUGAUAUCAUUGGCUGAA